AUGUCAGCCAAAAAUGAAACUCCAAAAGUUAUCCGUAUGGAAGAUAUUCUAGGCGACACCAAAAACGCCAAUAAAAAUGAAGAAAAUGAUACUAAAACGACAACAACCAAGCAAAAACAGAAACCAAAGGCAGUUCAAAGUGUUCCAAUUCCAAAAGGCAAACCGAAAUCAGGGAGAGUGUGGAAAUCCGAGAAAAAGAAAUUCUCCUCGAUAAUCAAAACGAGAGGUUUGAAAAGUUCGUUCGAGAAAAAACAAGCCCUUAGAGAAAAACUGCAGAAAAUUAAGGAAGCUUCUAGAGAGAGAAUCGCACAAAAAAAAGAAGAGGCCGAAAUGAAAAAGCAAAGAAGACGUGACAAUUUGAAGAAACAAGAAGAAAACAGGAAGAAGUCAGAAAUAGUACAAGUAAUUACAAAUACUAAAAAGUUGAAGAAUAUGAAGAGGAAGCAACUGAGAUAUAUUGAAAAAAGAGAUACAACUGUUGUUUCAAAAUAG
Ceutorhynchus assimilis (cabbage seed weevil) is the source of this 492-nucleotide messenger RNA. The record is from the annotation of a GenBank genome assembly. Lineage: Eukaryota; Metazoa; Arthropoda; Insecta; Coleoptera; Curculionidae.